Molecule: messenger RNA, 558 nt
Organism: Podospora anserina S mat+
Lineage: Eukaryota; Fungi; Ascomycota; Sordariomycetes; Sordariales; Podosporaceae
Exons: 2
Coding region: 1-558 (185 amino acids)
Biological process (GO): quinolinate metabolic process; 'de novo' NAD+ biosynthetic process from L-tryptophan
Cellular component (GO): cytoplasm
Molecular function (GO): 3-hydroxyanthranilate 3,4-dioxygenase activity; iron ion binding
Source: RefSeq, a predicted model, not a curated record
AUGCUCACCCAACCCAUCAACCUGCCAAAAUGGCUUGAAGAAAACUCCCACCUCCUCAAACCCCCCAUCAACAACUACUGCGUCUACAACGAAGGCUUCACCGUCAUGAUCGUCGGCGGCCCCAACGCCCGCACCGACUACCACAUCAACCAAACCCCCGAAUGGUUCUACCAGCACCGCGGCGCCAUGCUCCUCAAGAUCGUCGACCCCACCGAUAACAACACCUUCAAGGACAUCAUCAUCCGCCAAGGCGACAUGUUCCUCCUCCCGCCCAACACCCCCCACAACCCCGUCCGCUUCGCCGACACCGUCGGCAUCGUCCUCGAGCAAGAGCGUCCAGAGGGGAGCAUCGACCGGAUGAGGUGGUACUGCCAGUCAUGCAAGGAGAUUGUCCACGAGGCGAGCUUUCACUGCACCGAUUUGGGGACGCAGAUCAAAGCUGCGGUGGAGGCUUUCAAGGAAGACGAAGAGAAGAGGACGUGUAAAAAGUGUGGGGAGGUGGCGGCGUGGAAGCCCGCCGAGGGGAGUCUGAAGGAUCCUAAUUUGGAGGAGGCUUGA